This is a messenger RNA of Jatropha curcas, 813 nucleotides long. RefSeq names its product NADPH:quinone oxidoreductase. The record is from RefSeq and is a predicted model, not a curated record. Gene Ontology annotation, cellular component: cytosol. NCBI's taxonomy places the organism in Eukaryota, Viridiplantae, Streptophyta, Magnoliopsida, Malpighiales, Euphorbiaceae. Gene Ontology annotation, molecular function: oxidoreductase activity; FMN binding.
GUAAAUGCCAAACCCAUACAGUUAAACGAGCGCAGUUGAAAGUAAUUUGAAGGGUUGGGUCAACCGGCGAAGAAAGAUGGAGGCAGUAACGGCGGCGGCAAACCCAGUUAUCAAAGUCGCAUCUUUAUGUGGGUCUCUUCGUAAAGGCUCCUACAACCGUGGCCUCCUUCGUACCGCAAUUGAGUUAAGCAAGGAAUCAAUUCAUGGUAUUCAAAUCGAGUAUAUUGACAUUUCACCAUUGCCUAUGCUCAACACCGAUCUUGAAGGUCCCGACGGUUCUUUCCCGCCGGUCGUUGUAGCUUUCCGGAAAAAGAUUCGGCAAGCUGAUAGUGUCCUUUUCGCCUCCCCUGAGUAUAAUUUCUCAGUCACUGCACCUUUGAAAAAUGCAAUUGACUGGGCAUCUAGACCACCAAACUGUUGGGCUGAUAAAGCUGCUGCCAUUGUAAGUGCUGGUGGAAGUUUUGGCGGUGGGCGAUCACAGUACCAUCUUCGCCAGAUUGGAGUUUAUCUCGACCUUCAUUUUAUCAACAAACCUGAGUUUUUCUUGAAUGCAUUUGCACCUCCAGCGAAAUUUGAUGCUGAUGGCAACUUGAUUGAUCCAGAAGCAAAGGAGAGAAUAAAGGAUCUUCUUUUAAGCUUGCAAGCAUUUACUUUGCGACUCAAAGGAAAGUGCUAAUUGUAUAUUCAUUGGUUUAUUGUUUGAUCCAUUUGAAAUUGAUAAUCACUUUGAAAAGUGUUAAUGAAUGGUAGCUUCUCAGAACUGUGUAAUAAGAAAAACCAUUAAUUUAAUUUUCAAAUGGUUAUCUAUUUUCA